Exophiala viscosa is the source of this 2094-nucleotide messenger RNA. RefSeq names its product general substrate transporter. The transcript is spliced from 3 exons. Bases 95 to 1642 code for a protein of 515 amino acids. Lineage: Eukaryota; Fungi; Ascomycota; Eurotiomycetes; Chaetothyriales; Herpotrichiellaceae. Gene Ontology annotation, cellular component: membrane. Gene Ontology annotation, molecular function: carbohydrate:proton symporter activity. The record is from RefSeq and is a predicted model, not a curated record. Gene Ontology annotation, biological process: transmembrane transport; carbohydrate transport.
AGAAUUUUUCGCACAUAUACCCCAGACAUUACCCCAGGAUCCUUGAUGUUUUUCUCAACCAUACCACGGUCGUGUUAGGUGAUAGUCGUCCAUCAUGGGUCUCUCCAACCUGCAGGGCAGAAGCCUGCAGCGUCUCAUUGCCACGCUCAGCUCUAUCGCUUUCCUCGUACAAGGCUACAACCAGUCUGUCAUGAAUGGCUUCACCACGCUGCCCACAUUCCUCGCACAGAUUCCGCAGCUGGACACUGUCAACACCACAGGCCACCAGCAAUCUCACAAUGCUACAAUCUUUGGUCUUGUGGUAGCCAUGUUUGAGCUUGGCUCUGCUCUCGGUGCACUCUCUUGCAUUUUUGUCGGUGAUCGCCUAGGUCGUCCGAAGACCAUGCUCCUGGCAGGCAUAAUAUGUAUUAUUGGAGUCGUCAUCCAGGGCUCGACUUUCUCUCUAGGUCAGAUUAUCGCCGGCAGGAUCAUUACUGGUCUCGGAAUCGGCCUCUACACCGGAACCAUCCCCAUGUAUGUCAGCGAAACCGCCGAAGCCAAUCACCGCGGUCCACUUGUCUUACUCGAAGGGCCCUUUGCCCUGGGCGGUCUGGCCAUUGCUUCAUGGGUCAAUUUUGGCAUGUUCUAUGCGUCCGGACCUGUGACUUGGAGGUUCCCCAUCUGUCUGCAGCUGGCCUUCCUCGCGAUCAUCGUAUCGCUUACACCAUUACUCCCAGAAUCACCUAGAUGGCUGGUCAAAAAAGAGAGGAUGGAAGACGCGACAAGAGUUAUGGCCAGGCUUAUGGGCCUUCCCGUCAACGAUGGUACAGUCGUCAGGGAGGUUGCUAUCAUCCAAGCUGCAGUUGCAAGAGAUGCUGGUCACCGCCACAAGUACUCUAGUAACCCCUUCUCCAUGAACGAAAAUCGCCACUUCCAUCGCCUAGUAUUGGCCAUGGUUGCCACUGCGAUAUGUCAACUCACUGGAAUCAACGUCAUUGCCUUUUACUCGACUUCUAUUUUCGAAACAACACUUGGCUACUCCGGCCGCGACGCCAGAGUCUUUACAGCUUGUCUCCAGGUGACCCUUGCGCUGGGUGGACUUACGGCUAUUUUCCUUGUGGAGCGUGUCGGUCGCCGCAGGUUAAUGCUCUUCUCAACCGGCUGCAUGUGCCUUGCCCAGGCUGCUGUAGCAGGAUUAUCAUCGGACUUGCAAAACCCUAAUGCUGGAAGGGCGGCUAUCUUCUUCUACUUCUUCGCAUUGUACACUCUACCGAUUGGUAUGUUUGUGAUCCCGUUCAUGUACGGAGCCGAGAUUGCACCUCUGGGUAUUCGUCACAAGGUCACAGCAAUGGGUGCAGCGACUAGCUGGCUGUUCAACUUCAUGGUCGCCGAAGUGACGCUUACCGCCUUUGAGAAUAUCGCAUGGAGGUACAACAUUGUAUACGCGUGCACCAGUGCUGCCGGAGUCUUGGUGAUCUAUCUCUUCUACCCAGAAACCCGAGGCAGGUCGCUCGAAGAGAUCGAUGAGAUUUUCCUGGCAUCAAAAUCCAUCUUUGAUCCUGUCCGCGUGGCCAAGCAGCUUCCAAUGGGCGGCACUAUUAUACUUGACCCUACCGAAGGCGCCAAGGAUUCGACAGGUGUUGGUCACACUGAGAAGGUUUGAGACGCUUUGGGUUGUCUCUGCAGUUGACCCAGGUGGGACCGGAGGCGGAAAUUGGCUUGUGACUUACCUGACAUUGUGAGGUUGGUCGCAAUGGACGGAGAGGCACGGAAGAAUGCGUGACAGUGUCGCGUAGGUCGUGAUCAUAUCACUAUUCUGAUCGGACUUAGAAGAUGCAUUGUCACUUAUCUCGAGCAAUGUACAUGUUAAAAGACAAGAAAAUAGCAUCAUUGCAUGGUCAUCAGUAAUGCCUGAGGCUGGCCAUGUUCCAAUAUAGGACGCUGAGUACCUUGAUACCCCAAUCAUUGGCGAUUGUCAUAACAUAGAAUGCUCUUAGGGCUCAUGAGACCUCUUACGAAACCUUUCCAACUUCUCCAGAUUUGAGAGAUUAGCGUGGCCACUCUUCCGCAUAAAAGAUAGCUGCCAGCAAGACGUUGAACCUGACCCGGCAAGCC